ACUGUUUAUAUGCCGUAUUAACCGGGGGAAGCUCAUCAAUUUCAGGAUUAACCGAAAAUCGAAAGAAAACUUUAAUCAAAUCCCUCGUUCUUUAUCCAGCUUUUGUUAUGAUAGUUGGGUAAAUUGCCUUACUCACUUACUCCGUAUGAUACAUUAAAAGUUUGAAACCACAACCUCCCAUGGAUCAACCCGGUCAAUUUUGAAAGCUAGACACUUAGAGAUUUUGCCGGUUGGGGCCCUUGGGGGGAAUAACUUCGUUUGUUUACAUUUCAUAGCUCAUACUACUAGAUACUACAUUACUACUACUGCCCUCCUCACUUGAGACCUCAAACUCUUAACUCCCCUAUCAAUGGCGUCGGAAUCCAUGGAAAUCGUCAUUUGAGCUCCUCAAACUCAACAGUCAACACCACCAUCUUCACCAUGGAAACCAGCAGAAGAGACAACAACAAUGGCGGAGCUGCCGCCUCUUCGCCAUCACCGCCGCUCCAAAAGCCUGCAAAGUUCGCCGUGUAUCAAAAUCCAGCUCUUUCCGCCGCCCUUACUUCCACCAGUCUCCGCCCUUCCUCCUCCUAUUUCCUUACUCUUUUCUUCCUUUCCUCUGCUUCCGCCUUCGCUUUCCUCGCCUUCUCUUCGAGGGAACACAGGGUCAUUGACAAAUUUAAAGUCAGCAAUUUUUCUGAAGAGAUAGCUUAUCUAUUAAUCAAGUUAGCGAAAAUUGUGAUGGGUUUAACUUUCAUUGGAGCUUCUGCUGCCCUUGUCAAAGCUAUUGCCUUUUCAACAGCUAAAGUUGGAGCUGGUGUUGUAGUAACAACAUCUUCCUCUAAUGGGACCAAGUUUGAAAGUUGCCUUUCAGAUCAUCAAUUGCGGCUUUUGGGAGUAAAAAAAUUGGAUAAGGCUGUACCAGAGCAGUCCAAAAAACCACCUGUAUUAAAACCACGAGCUGCUUUAGAUCCACUCAUCCCUCUUCACCAGUCAUCGUUUAGCUCUAGUCGUUUAUCACGAGUUGGUUCUGAAAAGUCUAGCAGUACGGCUCUUAAAAAUAAAACUUUUGUUGUCCCUUCAAAGCCAUCCAAUUCUCCUACUCAUGCUGUUUCUCCUUCCUCACCCCAGCUGUCAUCAGCUAAGACUUCAACUGGUUUGGAUCAGUUGGUUUCAACACCUUGGUCAAACAAGCGAGCUUCUCCCGCUAGAGAAAUUUUAACAGAAGACGAACUUGAACACUUUCUAGCAGACAUGGACAAGAAAAUCACUGAAUCAGCCGAAAAACUGGCAACUCCUCCUACUAGGAGUGGUUUCAGUAUAAGUAGUCCUAGUACAAUUUCUGGUUCAGCUAAUACAUCUGGAACAACGAGAACAACACCCUUGAGGCCUGUUCGGAUUUCACCCAGUUCACAGAAGUUUAAUACUCCUCCGAAAAAAGGAGAGGCUGAUAUACCUACUCCUUUAUCAAUGGAAGAGAUGACUGAAGCUUUUGAGCAUCUAGGCAUAUAUCCGCAGAUUGAGGGGUGGAGAGACCAUCUGCGGCAAUGGUUUUCUUCUGUUUUACUAACCCCUCUACUGAGUAAAAUUGAAAAUAGUCACAACAAGGUAAUGCAAGCAGCUGCUAAAUUAGGAAUAUCAAUCACAGUGACUUCAGUAGGUAGUGAUUCUUCUGGUGCUGAAGCUCCUAGCAUGUCUCCGGCAGAUCGUGCUAAAGAAUGGCAGUCUGCAUUUUCUACAGAUGAAGACGGGCUUCUUCACCAGCUACGAGCUUACCUUGUGCAAGCUUUAGAUUCAUCUAUUCAAAAUGUGGGUACUGCCAAUCAGCUACAAACCCCACAGCAGAAUGCAUUUCUUCCUACCAUACAGGAGUGUGUGGAUGCCAUCACUGAGCACCAGAGGCUGCUUGCUUUGACAAAGGGAGAGUUAAUCAAAGGUUUGCUACCGCAAAGUAGUGUUCCUGCUGAAUAUACAGUGCGAAGGAUCAAGGAACUAGCUGAAGGGACUUGCUUGAGGAAUUACGAGUACAUGCGAAAAGAAGAGGCUUCUGAUAAAGCAAAGAAGUGGACUAUUGAGCUUCCAUCUGACUCAGAUUUGCUGUUAUAUCUAUUUUGUGCUUUCCUGGAGUAUCCAAAAUGGAUGUUACAUGUUGAUCCAUCAUCCUAUUCUGGAGCUCUGUCUAGCAAAAAUCCUUUAUUCUUGGGAGUUCUGCCUCCUAAAGAAAGGUUUCCAGAGAAGUAUGUAGCUGUAUUAUCAGUUAUCCCCACAAUACUCCAUCCAGGAUCCUGUGUCCUAGUUAUUGGAAGACAAUGCCCUCCAGUAUUUGUGAUGUAUUGGGAUAAGAAAUUGCAGUUCUGUCUUCAGGGGAGAACUGCACUAUGGGAUUCUAUCUUGCUUCUUUGUCACAGGAUAAAGAUUGCUUAUGGUGGGCUUGUUCGUGGUGUACAUCUUGGCUCUACUGCAUUAAACAUCCUGCCACUUCUGGAAUCAGAAGACGAUAAUUGAAUUUUGUUAUGGCCUUAGUUCAAUACAAUAUGAAGCCCCUCUCCCUAAAGUUUACAUUGUUUUACAUCUAACUGAUGGAGUAGUUUAGGCAUUGUAGUGAGACAGCUGUUUUGAGCAGGCACAGACUGCAUGAUUGUUGCUUUUGGGGCUUUUCUUUGCCCUAGGCCACAAUUUUGUAAAACGACUGGUUUACAUCUGACCUAGUUCAUUAGGGGAUUGUACUUUGGGCCUUCUAGUUAGUAAGAUAAUUGCUAAUAUUGUAAUAAGGUGACGGGGUUUACGUAUGAUCUAGUUCAUUAGGGGUUCGUACGAUUGGGUCUUCUUGUUAGUAAAGAUAGUUGCAAAUAUUGUUGUGAUUAGAUGAUUAUGCUAAUCUAGGUGUAUUUUGACUA
Chenopodium quinoa (quinoa) is the source of this 2876-nucleotide messenger RNA. RefSeq lists its product as uncharacterized. The transcript is spliced from 7 exons. The coding region runs from base 421 to 2484 and encodes 687 amino acids. The record is from RefSeq and is a predicted model, not a curated record. Gene Ontology annotation, cellular component: membrane. NCBI's taxonomy places the organism in Eukaryota, Viridiplantae, Streptophyta, Magnoliopsida, Caryophyllales, Amaranthaceae.